Molecule: messenger RNA, 2434 nt
Organism: Oncorhynchus mykiss (rainbow trout)
Lineage: Eukaryota; Metazoa; Chordata; Actinopteri; Salmoniformes; Salmonidae
Product: T-cell surface glycoprotein CD3 zeta chain
Biological process (GO): cell surface receptor signaling pathway
Cellular component (GO): Fc-epsilon receptor I complex
Molecular function (GO): IgE receptor activity
Source: RefSeq, a predicted model, not a curated record
UUAAAUGUUUAUGGUUCAUUGAACAAGCAUGGGAAACCGUGUUUAAACCCUUUACAAUGAAGAUCUGUGAAGUUAUUUGGAUUUUUACGAAGUAUCUUUGAAAAACAGUGUCCUGAAAAGGGGCCGUUUCUUUUUUUUGCUGAGCUUAUAUAAGCACCAAAAAAUAAAAACUCACAUGUUGAUAUCAAUGGUACACCAUUAGAGAUCAAGUUAUUCCUUACCUUAGCUUUGAAAUGUUUUGAUAAUUUGAUAUCCUUGCUCGCUGUGUACAAUACUAGAGCUGGCACCUUGCCAUGGUGGGGUAGAUUGCACGUUUUUGUGAUAUGUCCCUGUGGGCUGUAACAACAGCAACCGAAUUUAGGCUCUUGCAGGUUUAACAAUCCAGUCAUGCCAAUAAUCACAGUAAUGCUUACCCUCUUGUUUAUUAUUGCUUUAUUUGACAGCCGGAGGAAGCACACAGUACCUUUAGAAAAUGAAGUUGAUUUUUACAUUCAUAGGCUGUCUGUUGAUAAAGCAUGAAAUCUGUUACAAAUGGAGAUACUGAGGAGCUGAACUUACACUACGGAAAAACAAAUGCUAAGAGAAAGGGAUAUGGGCGUAAAAUAGAGAAAGAGUGGUGGUUAGAGAGAGGAAGAGACAGCGAGAAAACUAAGACAGAAAAAGACAAGUAUAUAUGCUUAGGGAGGUAAAAAUAAGAAGCUUAGAUAGAUGUAGAGAAUGUAGGAGAGAGAGGGGGGGGGGGCAAAUACAUUGGUGUCAGUGCAGCCACUUCCUGUGAUCAGAGAGAGAGAGAGAGAGAGAGAGAGAAAAUGAAGAGAGCCCUCUAGAGCUAGCGCCCAUCAUUCAGCCCAGGACCAAAAGAGAGGGAUCAUCACCUGUGUCCUUGCAGAGAAAUAGAGAAAAGAGGAUGACCAUUACAUGGAGGACAGGUGUCAUGCUGAUGCUGAUGUUUUUUUCUUCUGCAGAGGCUUCAUUGAAUGAACCGGUCAUCUGCUACAUACUGGACGGAGUCCUGAUUCUCUACUCCAUCAUCACCACCGUUCUAUUCUUCAAAGUGAAGUGGGGCAAGUCUGUAACUGCACCUGUGGAGGACUCCACAUAUGCAGAACUCCUGACGGGUACUAUUGCUGACGACUAUGAGGAUCUAAGGACUGACCAGACUGCAGCUACUAGACGGAAGCGCAGACAGGAAGCUAGUAGCGACACAUACCAGGCUCUCCAGAUAAAAGAUGAUGGGAGUGAGGCCUACCAGGUGAUCGAGUCCAAGGGGAGGACUCGCAAGAAGGACAAGAAAGCCAAGGUCCCCCAGCCUCUCAGUGCAAACACCCAGACUCAGACCCGGCCCUCCGCCCUGCCACCACCUCCAAACUGAUCUGACCCAGUCAGCCCUCGGCACGGAGGCAGCUGUUUACUCCAUUGGCAGAUCUCCCCUGCACUGAUCCCAGUCAGCCCUCGGCACGGAGGCAGCUGUUUACUCCAUAGGCAGAUCUCCCCUGCACUGAUCCCCCAGUCAGCUUAUAUCUCUGAAGAUAACAGCAUAGAAGGUUAUCUGCUUUCUAGCUAUAGCAGUGUUCUACUCCUGAGCUCAACUCCCUGCUCUGUUAUUGCAUGUUACAAAUCAGCAGAAACGUGUGCAUGUCUUAUCUAUGUGUAUUAUCAUGUCAUUUGUUAAGUUUAUUGACUGCUUUCUGUGCCCUUUAUGGCUGUAUGUGGUAAUGUUGAUAUUUUGAACAUAAUAAAAGACAAAGUACACGUUCCAAUGUUAAAACACUUGGAAAAUGGUUUAAUGAUGUUUACAACUAAAGAGAACUGUACAGUUACAGUAAAAUAUUGUUUAUAUAUAUAUAUAUAUAUAUAUAAAAUAUAUAUAUAUAAUAUAUAUAUAUAAAAUAUAUAAAAACAAAUAAAAUACAGCAGACAAAUGCAUCAAAUCUACCAUGUGUCCUGAUUCACAUACUUUAAAAUGUUCUACACAAUCUUUCAGUUCUAUAUGCCACCACCCGCCAUGUCUGGGGGGGGGGGGGGCGUUUCGUAGUCGGAUCUGAGGCAUGUGUCCAUAGUGAGCAGUGUUCUAGUCCAAACUGGAACGGUAGAACCGCGCGUCACAACGACAGCGUGGCUCCCAGAGUUCUAGACUACAGCCUGGGACGAUACAGUGGACACAUUCCUUUAGUUUAGCCCAAACUGAUUUUACAGAAUGCAUUUCUCAAAAAUCCACAAACAGAAGUAAUAUGUACAGGUUUACCUUAUUUUGUUUUUUUAUAUAUUUUUUUAAAACCAUGGUCACUUGGGCCGUGUUGACUGAUAUGAUCACACACAUUAUUUGACACACCCAAAACAUACAAAAAUACUAUAUCUUUAACCUACCAAGUGUAAGACAGUUCUGCAAUUAGUUCCAUGCUGUGACAGAAAAAGAGCGAUACACCAAACAAAC